Gasterosteus aculeatus aculeatus (three-spined stickleback) is the source of this 4559-nucleotide messenger RNA. RefSeq names its product eph receptor B3a (gene ephb3a). Gene Ontology annotation, cellular component: plasma membrane; dendrite. The record is from RefSeq and is a predicted model, not a curated record. Gene Ontology annotation, molecular function: protein binding; transmembrane-ephrin receptor activity; ATP binding. Gene Ontology annotation, biological process: axon guidance; protein phosphorylation; ephrin receptor signaling pathway. Lineage: Eukaryota; Metazoa; Chordata; Actinopteri; Perciformes; Gasterosteidae.
GUGCAACAAUUCCCAUUUUAAAAAAUAUAUAUAUUUAUUUUGUUUUUUUUGGGGGGGUGGCAAAAUGGGGCGGCGCGAGCCUUCAUCACAAGUGAAGGCAUGAGAAUCGGGAGAGGAACACAGAGCUGAGCUGCAGAGGCUCCAUCCCCCCGCGAAGGGUCCAGUCCGCGCGCCUUGUUCUUCAUGUGGGAGAAGCCUGUUUUGUGACAAUGGAUUACUUGCUGUGGCUGUGCAGCCUCGUCGUGCCCGCCGUGCUGGCUGUAGAAGAAACCCUUAUUGACAGUCGGUGGGCCACCACAGAGCUCGCAUGGACAACGUUCCCAGAGAGCGGGUGGGAGGAGGUCAGCGGCUACGACGACUCCAUGAGCCCAAUCCGAACCUACCAGGUGUGUAACGUCCGACAGCCCAACCAGAACAACUGGCUCAGGACGGACUUCAUCCCCCGCAAGGGCGUGCUGCGCGUCUACGUAGAGCUCAAGUUCUCCGUCCGUGACUGUGCGAGCAUCCCCAACAUCCCCGGCUCCUGCAAAGAAACCUUUAACCUCUUUUACUAUGAGUCGGAGGGGGACACUGCUACAGAAGCCAGCCCCCUGUGGAGGGAGAACCCCUACGUGAAGGUGGAUACUAUUGCCCCGGACGAGAGCUUCUCUCUGCUUGAGGCGGGCAGGAUCAACACCAAAGUGCGCAGCUUUGGCCCCCUCUCCAAGGCCGGCUUCUACCUGGCGUUCCAGGACUUGGGCGCCUGCAUGUCUCUCAUCUCGGUCCGGGUUUUCUUUAAGAAGUGCUCCACAACCAUCGCCAAUUUCGCUGUGUUCCCCGAGACCGCUACGGGGGCGGAGGCCACCUCUCUGGUGAUCGCUCCUGGGGCAUGCGUGACCAACGCCAUGGAGGUGUCCGUCCCCCUGAAGCUGUACUGCAACGGGGACGGCGAGUGGAUGGUUCCCGUCGGCUCGUGCACCUGCGUCGCUGGCUUCGAACCUUCUGCGGACGGCACUCAGUGCCAAGCUUGCAUCCCCGGGACCUUCAAAUCCAAAUACGGGGAGGGAUCCUGUACUCCCUGCCCACCCAACAGUCGCACCAGCGCACGGGGAGCCAACAUUUGUCCCUGCCAGAGUGGUUUCUACCGCGCCGACAGCGACCCGCCGGACUCCGCCUGCACCACAAUACCCUCGGCGCCGCAGAACGUUAUAUCCAGCGUGAACGAGACGUCGCUGUCCUUGGAGUGGGAGGACCCCGAGGACACGGGCGGGAGGAGCGACCUCGUCUACAACGUGGUGUGCAAGAAAUGCCUGCGGGACCGCAGCCCCUGCACGCGCUGCGACGACAACGUGGACAUCGCCCCUCGCAGGCUGGGCCUGAGGCCCAGGAAGGUGGUGGUGCGAAACCUGCAGGCUCACACCCGCUACAGCUUCGAGGUGCAGGCCGUCAACGGGGUCUCUGGGAAAAACCCCACCUCCCCCAGCUACUCCACGGUCAACAUCACCACCAACCAAGCCGCUCCUUCAGCGGUGCCCACCGUCCAUCUGAUGCGCUCCACCUCCGACGCGCUCAGCCUGUCUUGGCUGCCGCCCGAGAAGCCCAACGGGGUCAUCCUCGACUACGAGAUUAAAUACCACGAGAGGGGCCAGGCCAUGUCCCACACCGUCACGUCCCAGCACAGCUCAGCCAAGGUGGAAGGGCUGCGCGCCGCCACGUCCUACCUGGUGCAGGUCAGAGCUCGCACCGUCGCCGGAUACGGACGCUACAGCAACCCCAUGGACUUCAGCACCAGCCUGCACAGUAACCCUCAGAAGUCCGUGCAGGACCAGCUGCCCCUCAUCAUCGGCUCGGCCUCGGCGGGUCUGGUGGUCAUCGUUGCCUUGGUGGUUAUCGCUGUGGUUUGCCUUAAGAAGCAGCGCAGCGGCUCAGAGCUCGAGUACACCGAGAAAUUGCAGCAAUACAUUUCUCCAGGGGUCAAAGUGUACAUCGACCCUUUCACCUACGAAGACCCCAACGAUGCCGUCCACGAGUUUGCCAAAGAGAUAGACAUAUCCUGCGUGAAAAUAGAAGAAGUCAUCGGUGCAGGUGAGUUUGGGGAGGUCUGCCGCGGACGGCUCAAGCAGUCCGGACGCCGUGAGAUGGUCGUGGCGAUCAAGACGCUGAAAGCCGGCUACACCGAGUGCCAGAGGCGGGACUUCCUCGCCGAGGCCUCCAUCAUGGGACAGUUCGACCACCCGAACGUGAUCCGUCUGGAGGGCGUCCUGACGCGGAGCUGCCCCGUCCUCAUCAUCACGGAGUUCAUGGAGAACGGCGCGCUCGAUUCCUUCCUCAGGCUGAACGACGGGCGCUUCACGAUGACACAGCUGGUCGGCAUGCUGCGUGGCAUCGCUGCAGGGAUGAAGUACCUGUCAGACAUGAACUAUGUUCACCGAGACCUCGCCGCCCGGAAUAUCCUGGUCAACAGCAACUUGGUCUGCAAGGUCUCCGACUUUGGCCUGUCGCGCUUUCUGGACGACACUUCUGCUGACCCCACUUACACGAGCUCCCUGGGAGGGAAGAUUCCCAUCCGCUGGACGGCACCGGAGGCCAUCGCAUUCAGGAAGUUCACCUCUUCCAGUGAUGUGUGGAGUUACGGCAUCGUCAUGUGGGAGGUGGUGUCCUAUGGAGAGAGGCCAUACUGGGACAUGAGCAACCAGGAUGUGAUGACUGCAGUGGAGCAGGACUACCGGCUGCCCCCGCCCAUGGACUGCCCCAUGGUGCUGCACCAGCUGAUGCUGGAGUGCUGGAUGAAGGAGAGGAACCUGAGGCCUAAGUUCUGCCGCAUCGUCAGCACCCUGGACAAGCUGCUCCGCAACGCCGCCAGCCUAAAGGUGGUGACCAGCACCUACUCAGGGGACCUGCUGCGGCUCGGAGGGACGCUGCCGGGACACAACAGGAAGAGCCCGGAAAGCUGUGAGGAAAUAGCUCGGCAACAGAUGAGCCAAACUCUCCCCAUCAGAGUGUGAGCCGCUGCAAACGGGAGGACGCAGAGGGAAUAAAAACUACCUAAAAACUCUGAUGUGAAGAGCGUGAUGUAAAAUAAAAAAAAGAAGGAAAGAAAAGAAGCUACAGAGGGAGAAAGAGGACUGUUUUGGAGAUUUCUUUCCGACUGGAGAUUUAAUGUGCGUUUAAAGAGAACUGUCCAUUGAAGUGUGCGUGUGUGCGUGUGUGUGUGUGUGUUCAUUACUUGACACUUUUGGUUUUGUGACUAUUGACAUAAAGCCAAACUUCCUGUUGCCCCCUCUCAGGUUGUGUUUGCAUGUCUGCAUGUGUUUUCUGCUGGUUGGGAAUCAGUCUUUUCUUCUCAUUCCCCUCAGACUGAGGACCGGAGAGCUCACACAGAUGAUGGGAAUCAAUGCCUACAUGACACAACAGUGCCAAGAUAAAGCAAAAUAAAGCUUUACACUAACUCUUAAGACUGCCCGACAUCUGUAGACCGUCAAUACAAUCACACAAUCAACCUUUUUCUUUUUUUUUUUACCCAACCUGUUCUUUUAUGUUUUUUUUUGUGGGGGGGGAAACCAAGAAAACACACUUUUCAUCUGCUUCCUUUUAAAUACUGUCUUCCACAUGUACUGGGGGACAUACAUGUCACAAAUCUGUACAAAGCAUCCGAGUCUUCACACCGUCUUUCUGUCCGAGGAGAGACGCAACUGACACUAUGCGGGACACGUCAUGUGCAUGCCAAAGUGGAAACUUCUUCAUGAGAAAAGUACAAAUAAGUUCCACAUUAACUGUUGCUUUGGUGGCAUUUUGCUGUGUGGACUUUAACGUCCAUGUUUUCCUAAUCUUAUUUGACUCAUAUAUGCAUUGUUUGAAUGCUAAGUUAUUACGUAUUAUUGCAAAGAGGUGUUUUGCUUUUUUUUAAAGCACCGGGGCUUAACUUUUUUAUUACAAUGCUUGUUUUUUCACACGUUAACAAACCAGACAGACAUGAAUGAGUGAAACUAAGAAGUGAAAUGUUCUGCUCAGACAGAAUAAGCGCCUGUGGUAGUGUUGUGUUGUAUAUUUUAAUUUGGCUAAUGUGUUGCAGAUCAGUGGGAAUUAAAAAGUUCAAUAUCCAGUUUAUAUCUUUGUGACUUAAUAUUGACCUGACCUACAAACACUAAUGUAGAACAAAUCACUCAUUGGUUUAUUUCUUCUGAAAUGUGUUUUCUUCAGCAAGCUGUCAGUGCAGUUCCUAUCUAAAACAACUGCCUGUAUAUAAUACUAUAUUUCUAUUUGACCAGCCAGCUCAGUAUUUACAACCAUCUGACCUGAUGCUGGCCUCUAUGACCCUCGUUUAUAUGCUUGUUUGGUUAUUGUAAAGGAGCAAACGAUUGGAGAAAUUUCCGUUUAAAUGGUCAUUACAUAUCUGAAACUAUAUGUCACCAAGAAAGAAGAAACUGUGUGUCUGUUAGGACAGACUUUUUCCUGUGCAAUUAAAGGUGUAUUAGAUUGUAAAAAAGCGAAGAAAAAAAUCAAGAAAACUACAACAAAAAAUAAGCAUUUCUCUUUCAGUAUUUUUACGAUAAUCAUAUGCAAAUAAAUUAUUAAACAGA